CUCGAAGAAACGAGAAAAGGAUUCCCCUCCCAUUUUGAACUAAACGGUCCAGAGUCCCAGUCCCCACUCCCCAGGUUAGAUCAUGCGUCAGGAGGCCAUUUUGGUCAUUUCACUUUCACCACCAGAGACCCAAAAAUUUCGAAGACCCGCUCAAUAGAUUAUCAAAAAGCUCGUAUUUUGGAGGGAUAUACAAAGGGCGGCAAAUAUAUUCGCCGGCCUGCACGUGACCCCCCCACACUUCUCUCUCUCUCUCUUCCGAUGUCGUCGUCAAGGCUCCGAUCAUCAAUCUCGCCGUUCCGGUCACGAAAAUCGUCGUCGUCGUCUUCCUCCUCCUCUAAGCGUCCUACUACCCCUUCCUCCACUACUUCCGCCAAAGCUCCCACUCUACCGCCGGCAAAAUCAUCAUUUUCUCCGUCGACUCCUAGCUCCGACUAUCCACCGGGUUCUUCUGGAAAGACUAAGGAGAAUGUCACUGUUACCGUUAGGUUUCGUCCGCUCAACGCUAGAGAGAUAGGGAAAGGCGACGAGUUAGCUUGGUAUGCUGAUGGAGAUUAUACAGUCCGCAAUGAGAACAAUCCCAAAAUUGCUUAUAGUUUUGAUAAAGUUUUUGGUUCUGCUACAACUACACGCCAUGUUUAUGAUGUUGCAGCUCAGCAUGUGGUGGCGGUUUCGGGAAGAGAAAUUAGUCACCGGAAGCCUUUUUUUGGCGGCUUUUUCAAGGUUGUUUGCGUUUGCGUUGUCUUUGUCACUAUUGUGCAAAAUCCAAAACUACCACAAGAGUCACCACUGUCCGGUGACAAAAGCCCAUAA
Nicotiana tabacum (common tobacco) is the source of this 810-nucleotide messenger RNA. The record is from RefSeq and is a predicted model, not a curated record. NCBI's taxonomy places the organism in Eukaryota, Viridiplantae, Streptophyta, Magnoliopsida, Solanales, Solanaceae.